AGCAAUCAAAUCGGUCUUGGAAGACCACGCACUUGUUUAAAUAGUUAAUGUACCAUAGUUUAAAUAGAAUUAAAAUAUCAGAAAUAUAUGUAGUUUUUAAAGAGCUUGUGUUAAUGGUACAUCGCGAGUGUUCUUUGGUCAUUUGAUGCCCGAAAACCCAAUACCACAAGUGACCCGCGGGCCGCCCGUUCCCGAUUACCUCCAGCCAGCAGCAGCAAUUUUUCAUCUUCAAUCCGUGACCACACGUUACUGAAUCACAUGCUAGAGGAAGCAGGUAUUUCCAAAGUUGAAGAGGACUUGAAGCAUAAUGAUAUCCAAGAGGAAAUAGUGGCGGAAUAUGUGAUCUCCAACACGUCCAGCAUUGAUAACAAAAAUGCACCAGACCCAGUAGAAAACCCCGAAACCGGUUGGCUCGAUCCAGCAGUCCGUAUACUGAUCUCGAUGGUGGAAGAAAUCAGUCCGAUAGUUGGCAAGGUACCGCAGUUCAGAACCAAAAUAAAAAUGUGGGAGGAAAUACAGUCCCGGUUACAGAACGAAGGCUAUUCCUUCACGAUCAAACAAAUUACGAACAAAUUUUUCUCCCUCAAACGUGGCUAUACGAUGGUCAAACAGCACAACUUUAAGAAAAAACGAGCUGAACGAUCGCAUCCUUAUGAAAAUGAGUUGGAUGACAUUUUUGAAAUUCGCAAAAUUAAAAAUAAAAGGAAACGGCGCGGUGAUCGGACCAUUUCGCCCAGUGGACAUGCAGAUGAUUCGGAAGGGUACGAACUGAGAAACAAUGUAGCUGAACUGGCAGAAGCUCAUUUAGAAGGCAGCGGCGUUACAUUUCGGGCAGAAGUUAUGACAGAAUUGCGGUCCAUGAGAGAAGAAAGUAAUCGGUUCCAUAGCCGCAUUCUUAGCUUUAUCGAAACAACUGAGAACAAGAAGAUUAAACUAAUGGAAGAAAGAAAUUCACUGCUAAAACGAUUGCUCGACAAAUUUUAGUUUUUUACUAUUAUUAAGUAAGUAUCAAUAAAUCUCAAGUGGUGUAAAUAUA
This is a messenger RNA of Topomyia yanbarensis, 1036 nucleotides long. RefSeq lists its product as uncharacterized. Lineage: Eukaryota; Metazoa; Arthropoda; Insecta; Diptera; Culicidae. The coding region runs from base 259 to 984 and encodes 241 amino acids. The record is from RefSeq and is a predicted model, not a curated record. The transcript is spliced from 3 exons.